This is a messenger RNA of Moneuplotes crassus, 1357 nucleotides long. The record is from the annotation of a GenBank genome assembly. NCBI's taxonomy places the organism in Eukaryota, Ciliophora, Spirotrichea, Euplotida, Euplotidae.
AUUUUAUAAGAAUUUAUGAGCGAUACUGAAUCUGAAGGCAACAAGAUGCAUGAAAAGGGCUUAGCUAGCAAGAUUAUUAAGGCCAAGAAGAAAAAGAAGCAGGUCUUUAUGGAGAACUCUGUCCCAACUCUUGUUGAGCUUGCUAUAGAUGUCGUUGCAGACAAUAUCACCUUGUAUCCUGACCUAAACGGUGUCUAUGUAGAACAUAUCAAGGAAAAUAUCAUUCAGCAAUGUUCUAGAGAUAUUCCAGUCAAAGUUGCUGCUAGAAAUAUUGACUAUGAGUUUUAUUGGGAAGACUGCUGCGAUGCUAAGAUCCCUAACUGCAAAAGAGAGAAUCAUGGCAAUUCUUAUAAGCAAAUGUUUAUUGAAAAGUAUUUGGAAGAUCUGUUAGAGAAUUAUAAGCAAGAUCCUAAUGCAAAGGAAACAAGUGAUAUGGAGAAAGAUGAGAACCUAAAGAACCUUAUUCAGGAGAUCUCUGCCUGUAGAUAUGAUUGCUUUAGUCUUAACAUCACGCAAUUAUUGUCACAUUUGGAUAUGAGUAUCGUAUUUGACAACCUCCCUAAUUUAUCUUACCUCAGUUUAACUUAUGGAGCUAAACAUGUUGGAAUGGAGUAUGACAGACAAAGAUUUGGAAUGAAAAUGCAAGAUGCCAGGAUUUUCUCUGAGUGUCUUAGAAAGAGCCAUUCACUAGUGAAGCUAGCGCUCCCAUGCAAUCUAAUUGAUGAUGAAUUGAUUAACAUUUUGUUCAAAGGACUGAUGAUUAACAAGACCAUUUCCCAGUUGGACCUAUCUCAUAAUAGAAUAGGAAAUACUGGAGCAAUGAAGAUAGCAAAGUUCUUGGCUCAUACUCAGAUCUUGACACACCUAGAUUUAGGAGACAACAGCAUCAGUUAUCAGGGGUCUAGGUUCCUUUCCCAAGGUAUUGCUAAUAACAACUCCUUAAGAGUUUUGUCUCUUUAUUUAAAUGAGAUCGACGACAAGGGAGGAAUGAAAUUUUGUCAGGAGCUAAAGGGAAACAACAAAACUCUCCUAGAGCUAAACCUUAGAGGAAACUCUCUCCAAGGAGAGUUCGCCAGGGCUUUAGCAGAGUUGAUCCUUGAUACUAACCUGACUAAGAUAGAUAUCUCCUGUAACUUGAUCAAGAACAAAAAAGAUGCAAUUGCAAUUUUAGAUUCUCUGAAGGACAAUCCUAAUAUUAUCGAAUUUGAUAUCAGAAACAACAAAAUCAAAGAUGUUGAUGUUGAAGAAGAGAUCAGUGAUGUUGUAUUCCAGAACUUUAUCAACCUGGAUAAAUCAGUUAAGAUCAAUAUUCACAGCAAAGAGGAUGGCAAAGCUUAAUGUGAAGUACAAUUAUUGG